CGAGUUUCUUGUUUUUCGGUGUAAAACAUUGUCAAGGUUUAAUUCGUUGUUUGAGGGUUUAUGAAGGUUUUCUAUUGUUUUUUACAGCUUGCCAAAGUAUUUAAAGUUAAUACAACUAUUUUAUCAUUAAAAUUUAAAAUACGCAGUAAGUAGUAAAGGUUCCUUAAGGAACCAAUUGCACAAUGGAGCAAAUAAUGGUUAAAAAAGAACCUGCAGAACUAGUCGACAAUUCCAAAGGUGAUAAUUCGAUGAAUUACGCUGAGCAAGAAAUGUCUUCUGAGCAAGCAAUAAAAAUAGAACAAAUGUAUAUAAAACAAGAAAUCAAAGAAGAACUGGAUGAUGUGUUGCUUGACAAAGGGUACAACAGUUUGACAGCUGACAUGUUUAAAAAUGCAAGUGAUAGUAACCUUAUAUUCCUAAACAGCCUGCCAAGUACCUCUGCUGAUCAAGAAAUGCCUUCGACCUCUGUGACAGCAAUUAAACAAGAAAUUAAAGAAGAAUUGGAAUAUGAUGAAGCUGUGCUCUAUGGAGGGUUUAAUAAAAACAACAAUAGGGACAAUUGUAAUCAUGGAGAUUUACUUUGCAAUAUUAAGAAAGAAGAAGUAGUAGAAGAUACAAAUUCUUCACUCAAUGAAGAAAUAGAUGAGGUUGAAGAGAUGAUGAUUGAGAAGAAAAUCGAGGUGGAAUAUCAUCCAGUAAAAUAUGAUGAUGAGAGUGGCAAGGAAAAGUUAUUUGAAUGUGGCUUGUGUCCUAAGAAAUUUGUAACAAAAAAGGGUUUGUUCAACCAUAAAAAUCUUCAUAGAAAAGAUGGACUAAAAAAAUUGAAAUGUAGCAAAUGUGGUUAUGCAACUUUAAGAAAAGAAAACUUUAAAGCGCAUUUGAGAAUUCAUGACAAGAACAAAUAUUUAAAAUGCCAUUUUUGUGAGUAUAUGGCAGCCCAAUUGCAGGCUUUAAAUGCUCACAUGUUAAGUAAGCAUAGAUUGGAAAACAAGGGAGAGAAUGAAAUAAAAAUAACAAGUAAAAUACACCAGUGCCCCAAAUGUUUGUAUUCAAGUGUUAGAAAAGCAAAUUAUGAUAAUCACAUUAAGGUAUGUCUGAAAUUGGAAAAUGUAAUAUUGUCGAUUAAAGAAGAUACAGUCAAAUGGUAUAAAUGUGAGAUUUGUCACUACAAAACUAUAAAAAAAUCUAAUUUAAUUAAGCAUAGAAAAACUCAUAAUAAAAUAAAAGAGUUAAAAUGUUUAUUUUGUCUUCAUCAAUGCAAUGUGAAAAUAAAUUUAGACAACCAUAUUUUAACUAAUCAUUCAGAAUUAUUGAACGAAUCAAAUCAAAAUUUAAUCACCUCCAAAAUGCACUGUUGCAAACAUUGUAAUUAUAAAACUACAUAUGCAAAUGACUUGAACAAACAUUCAAAACGACACCAUUGAUUAUGUUUUUA
Brassicogethes aeneus is the source of this 1435-nucleotide messenger RNA. Lineage: Eukaryota; Metazoa; Arthropoda; Insecta; Coleoptera; Nitidulidae. The record is from the annotation of a GenBank genome assembly.